Messenger RNA from Penicillium atrosanguineum, 1485 nucleotides. RefSeq names its product protein phosphatase 2A regulatory subunit CDC55. The transcript is spliced from 5 exons. Lineage: Eukaryota; Fungi; Ascomycota; Eurotiomycetes; Eurotiales; Aspergillaceae. Gene Ontology annotation, molecular function: protein phosphatase regulator activity; protein binding. Gene Ontology annotation, biological process: peptidyl-serine dephosphorylation. The record is from RefSeq and is a predicted model, not a curated record. Gene Ontology annotation, cellular component: protein phosphatase type 2A complex; cytosol. The coding region runs from base 1 to 1485 and encodes 494 amino acids.
AUGGUAGACAGAGAUCCAGGCACACCCACCUGGAAGUUCACACAAUGCUUCGGUGAUAAAGGUGAUGUAGAAGAUAUCACAGAAGGUACCCUCCCCACCUAUCCGAUCGAUUCACCCGGAGCCCUUAUGCUGACAACCCCCGUCCUGCCAGCGGACAUCAUCUCGACUGUUGAAUUCGACCACACCGGUAAUUAUUUGGCUACGGGAGACAAGGGUGGACGAGUGGUGCUGUUUGAGCGGAACGAGACGAAAAAAACUUGCGAGUAUAAGUUCCACACCGAGUUUCAGUCGCACGAGCCGGAAUUCGACUACCUCAAAUCGUUAGAGAUUGAAGAGAAGAUCAACAAGAUAAAAUGGUGUCGCCGACAGAAUGCAUCACACUUCCUCCUUUCGACCAACGACAAGACCAUAAAGUUGUGGAAGGUGUUUGACAAGUCGUUGAAAGUGGUCGCCGAGAACAACCUAUCGAAUGAGAUGACUCCGGCCGGUGCUGUGAGCGGUGGUGGCAUUGCUCGGGCACCGCGCGGAGCCUUCAAGGAUGCGUCAGCCCUCAAGCUGCCGCGCUUGACACACCACGACACGGUUGUCGCCGCUGUGCCGCGGAGAACCUAUGCAAAUGCCCACGCCUACCAUAUAAAUAGCAUCUCGGUGAACAGUGAUGGCGAGACCUUUAUCAGCAGUGACGACCUUCGAGUGAACCUGUGGAACCUCAACAUCCAGGACCAGAGUUUCAACAUCGUGGAUAUCAAGCCGGCGAAUAUGGAGGAGCUGACUGAAGUCAUCACAGCGGCCGAGUUCCACCCGGUCAGCUGUAACUGGUUCAUGUAUGCCAGCUCCAAGGGCACCAUCAAACUUGCGGAUAUGCGACAGCGCGCUCUUUGUGACGACCACGCCAAGUUGUUUGAACAGGAAGAGGAUGCUUCCUCCCGCUCCUUCUUUUCCGAGAUCAUCUCCUCUAUCUCCGACGUUCGAUUCUCACACGACGGCCGGUACAUCGUGUCCAGGGACUACUUGACCGUGAAGAUUUGGGACGUCAACAUGGAACGCCAGCCGGUGAAGACCAUUCCCAUCCACGAGCACCUCCGGCCGCGCCUGUGCGAUACGUACGAGAAUGACAGCAUCUUCGACAAGUUUGAAGUCGUCUUCUCAGGCGACGCAGAGAACGUCAUGACCGGCAGUUAUAACAACAACUUCAUGAUCUACCCCACACAGGAAGAAAAGGAUACGGAGAUUGUGCUCCAGGCGGACAAGUCGGCCUUCAAGGCGAAGAAGGUCGGUGUGCCCACCCCCAUGAACAAGGGCAAUGGCAAGAAGGCCGGCUCGAGGUCUGGCAGUCCUGCCGGCCCGGGCAGUCGCAUGAAGAAGGAGACGGAUGCCGAUCAGAUCGACUUCAACAAGAAGAUUCUCCACAUGAGCUGGCACCCCUUCGAGGACAGCAUUGCCAUUGCCGCGACGAACAAUCUCUUUGUCUUCUCCGCCCUGUGA